UGACGGUCAACAACAAACGGUCAUGGUCAUUUCUCAAUUGUAGACAAUUGUAAAUAGAUAGAUAGAUACGGUAGAUAACAAGUUCGGCCCACCGCGCCGGUACUUACAAUUACUUACAUAAAAAAAUGAAUGUCAGUUGGUUAACGUCUGUGCAAAUCGAAAGGAAAGUUGCAAUAAAUUUACUUAAACGUUUUUUUCAAAGCACAAUAUCUUCAAAAAUGCCAGUUAAAGUUGGUGAUUCAGUUCCAAAUGUCGACCUUUAUGAAGAUAAUCCAACAAACAAAGUUAAUAUUGCAAACUUAUCAUCUGGAAAAAAGAUUAUUUUAUUUGCUGUGCCUGGAGCUUUUACACCAGGUUGUUCUAAAACACAUCUGCCUGGUUAUUUGAAACUUUCUGAAGAACUAAAGCAAAAAGGAAUUAAUGAAAUAGUUUGCGUUUCUGUAAAUGAUCCAUUUGUGACUGCAGCUUGGGCCAAAGACCAGAAUGCAGUAGGAAAAGUACGUAUUUUAGCAGAUCCUCAAGGAGCUUUCACAAAAGCAGUUGACUUGGGAAAGGAAAUUGCACCUCUGGGAGGUUUCAGAAGCCUUCGAUACUCAAUGGUUAUUGAAGAUGGUAAAAUUACAUCACUACAAGUUGAGCCUGAUGGCACUGGUUUAUCUUGUUCUCUUGCAGAAAAUUUAAAAUUGUAAAAGCAAAAUUUUCAAAUUUUUAGUGUAGUUAUGUAAAUAUUUUGAUUAUAGAUGUG
This is a messenger RNA of Agrilus planipennis (emerald ash borer), 745 nucleotides long. Its product is annotated as peroxiredoxin-5, mitochondrial. The coding region runs from base 126 to 689 and encodes 187 amino acids. Gene Ontology annotation, cellular component: mitochondrion; cytoplasm; peroxisome. Gene Ontology annotation, biological process: cellular response to oxidative stress; cell redox homeostasis; hydrogen peroxide catabolic process. The record is from RefSeq and is a predicted model, not a curated record. Gene Ontology annotation, molecular function: thioredoxin peroxidase activity. The transcript is spliced from 3 exons. NCBI's taxonomy places the organism in Eukaryota, Metazoa, Arthropoda, Insecta, Coleoptera, Buprestidae.